Messenger RNA from Hermetia illucens (black soldier fly), 3117 nucleotides. It is a transcript of the gene Lmpt, whose product is annotated as four and a half LIM domains protein 2. Gene Ontology annotation, cellular component: nucleus; Z disc. The coding region runs from base 63 to 2216 and encodes 717 amino acids. Lineage: Eukaryota; Metazoa; Arthropoda; Insecta; Diptera; Stratiomyidae. The transcript has 7 exons. Gene Ontology annotation, molecular function: transcription coregulator activity; zinc ion binding. The record is from RefSeq and is a predicted model, not a curated record.
GUUACGAAACAAGUGCAUUACGCAACCAGGUCGUUGGUGCGAUCGCCGAAAAGCGCCUAGAAAUGGCUCCUGAACUUACGGAAGUGCUCUUCUCGCUCCUAGUGAGCUACGUAGGAGCACUGGAGCUUAUUUUUGUUGUAAAGCACCUUUACCAUUGGAUAUACCAGCACCAGCGACACCUGCUUCAAGGUGGCUCAGAUGGUGAGACCAUUGAGGAAAUGCAAGAGCGGAUAAAGGCAGCAAUAGAAGAGGCAAAAUUAUUGGAGUUUGGAGACUACAAGGCUAUGGUUGAUGGGGUACUAUACAAAGAUGGCUUCCGGGUUGAUCCUGAGACGAUCGAUAUACAGAAAGAGCGAGAAAUGGAAAAAAUGAAGAGGCAGGUUAUUGGUGGUGCAGAAAACAAUUUAGAAGAACAUCUUGAGGAGGUUCAUGAGGAACCUUGUGUUAAAGUAGUGAUACCCCCGAAAGAAAAAACCCCAGCUGCUAGGUUGCCGACCCCUGACGCAUCUACACCGAGUAUAACAGACGCACAAACGAGCAACACGCUUUCAGAAAAACAGAUCGCCAGAGAAAGGGCUUCUCGUUCCCCUGCUGGUGAAAUUCAGACUGUCAAUUAUUCAGAGUCUGAGCGUCAGGCUCCCGACGGAGAGGACCAUGUACCUGUCGAACAAUAUUCUGAAGAUUACCUCAGAUCCCUGGAUGGCAUCAAACACCGUCCCUUGGUCCGGGAUGACGGAACAAGUCACCGUCGAGCAUUCAAGAAACGUCGUUCCAGCGAUGAUUCGAUUUCUUCAAUUGAUUCCCGAAAAUCUCGCGAGGAGGAAGUCCAAAUGUUCACAUCACUUGAAGAAGAGGAAUUCGAAAAAAUGAAGAGAAAUGACGGAGACUACGUUCCGAUACGAUAUUCCAACGAUGCUUCAAUCAAAAGCGGAAAGCACCAGAAGCGGAGUAAAAAGAGUCCUAUCAAAGACAUAUCCCACAAUGAGAGUAAUAAAGGAUCCUUUGGGGAGCUGAAUGAUGAAGGCGAUCCGUGGGGAGAAGUGAAACCCGAACAUUAUAAGAAUUCGCAAUUCUGGCAACGAGAAAAGGCUAUUUCAAUUGAGGAGGAGAGAGAUGAAGAAGAAGCAAAUCUUUGGGAAAAGACGAGAAGCGAAUUGGCCCCUAGUCCAAAGGAACACCUUGAAGCGGGCAAAAAUGUAACAAAAGAUUCGUCUUUUGAAGAGGCUACCAGCACACAACAUAAGGAAGCUAUUGAAAGUCUUCAGAAACAUGGCUCUGCACAUUCAGAGCCAAGAGGCAUGGGAGGAAAUAGUGACCAUAGAAAUCUAAUUUUCAGCGGUGAGUACACAAAGGCCAUGUCGAAGGAUUGGCACUCGGGCCACUUUUGCUGCUGGCAGUGCGACGAGAGCUUAACCGGACAACGCUAUGUCAUCCGAGAUGACCAUCCUUACUGCAUUAAGUGCUAUGAAAACGUUUUUGCAAACUCAUGCGAGGAGUGUAACAAGAUCAUUGGAAUUGAUUCAAAGGAUCUUUCCUACAAGGAUAAGCACUGGCACGAGGCCUGCUUCCUUUGCAACAAGUGCCGGGUAUCAUUAGUUGAUAAGCAGUUUGGUGCUAAGGCCGAGAAGAUUUAUUGCGGAAACUGCUACGAUGCCCAAUUCGCAUCGCGUUGUGAUGGCUGCGGCGAGGUCUUCCGCGCUGGCACAAAGAAGAUGGAAUACAAGACAAGGCAAUGGCACGAGAAGUGCUUCUGCUGCUGCGUAUGCAAGACGCCAAUCGGCACCAAGUCCUUCAUCCCCCGCGAGCAAGAGAUUUACUGCGCCGGAUGCUACGAGGAGAAGUUUGCAACGCGCUGCAUUAAGUGCAACAAGAUUAUUACGAGUGGCGGAGUCACCUACAAGAAUGAGCCAUGGCAUCGUGAAUGCUUCACUUGCACCAAUUGUGCCUGUACUUUAGCGGGACAACGAUUCACUAGUCGCGACGACAAGCCAUAUUGUGCCGAUUGCUUUGGAGAACUUUUCGCGAAGAGAUGCACCUCGUGUGCCAAACCGAUUACAGGUAUUGGUGGCACCCGAUUCAUCUCGUUCGAGGAUCGCCAUUGGCAUCACGACUGCUUCAUUUGUGCCAGUUGUAAAACAUCCUUGGUUGGACGCGGUUUCAUCACGGACGGACCCGAUAUCAUUUGCCCCGAGUGCGCCAAGCAGAGGAUGAUGUAAUAUGCAAGUAUCACACGUAUCAGAGACGUCCUGGCGCCAGAAGAUUAUUACGACGACGAAUUCAACGAUUCAAUCCAAGCUUAGAGAUCCUUUGAAUUAUUGAGAAUAAAUUUUGAAUAGAUGAAAACAAAUUCUAGCGAGUAGACGUGGAGAAAGCAAGUAAAUGAGCAACUAUGAAAAUGUACUAUAUCAAUAUCCUUAUUUGAAAUGCUAAAUCUACCAUGAGACGUUAUAUAGAGAUCACAGAGAAUAUUUUACUACUUUUUACUUGGAGGUUACAAGGAGAACAAUGAAUGAGAAGUGCUACUUAAAGAUACCAAUUAAUAUAUUUUACAAGCAAAGAAAGUAAUAAAUUGAGAGCAAAAUUUUACAAAAAAAUCGACGAUUAAGAAACGUAGAGAGUUGACCUUGGACGACCACACGCUUGUUGUCUGACGAAUAUUUAUAUAAAUUAUGUGUAUAUGUUACAUUUCUUGUUAAUUGUAUUAAUUUUUUAAAAACAUGUUUAUUGUAUUCUUUAAUCAGCAAGGCAAACGUUAUUUAUAGUGAUGAGGUUGAUAUUCGAUUAGAUGUUUGUUCAGUUGUGUAUGCAGUUUGUUCCUUCUAAAAAUAAUGUUUGUUGGUCUUAACUUUGUAAUUAGGUACUGCGAACUUCAUUCAUUUCUCAAAAUGUCUUAAGUAUGCUUUUACUGUAUACAGUUCGUAAUUUUUAGUUUCUAAUCCAAAUUAGAUGUAAUCAAUAAUGUUGAAAUGACAAUUUCAUGAAAACGAAACAAAAACAAAUAAUUUUUAACCUUGUUACUCUCCUCAAAUGAUUCUUCCCUAAUAUUCUUAUGAAAAUUAAUUUUGUUUAUAUAUUAUUUCUAAUUUGAACUACAAUAAAAGUUAUGUUACUCGGUAA